Messenger RNA from Apis cerana (Asiatic honeybee), 1313 nucleotides. RefSeq names its product ALG14, UDP-N-acetylglucosaminyltransferase subunit (gene Alg14). NCBI's taxonomy places the organism in Eukaryota, Metazoa, Arthropoda, Insecta, Hymenoptera, Apidae. Gene Ontology annotation, biological process: dolichol-linked oligosaccharide biosynthetic process. Gene Ontology annotation, molecular function: N-acetylglucosaminyldiphosphodolichol N-acetylglucosaminyltransferase activity. Gene Ontology annotation, cellular component: UDP-N-acetylglucosamine transferase complex. The record is from RefSeq and is a predicted model, not a curated record.
UUACAUCAUAAAAAUGUAUACAAUAUAUUAUAUUUAUAUUUGUAUUUGUCUGGUAAUCAUUGGGAGAAUAUAUUUUGUAAUAUUUCAUACAUAUAAAAUGAAAGGGAGAAAAAAACCAAUUCGAAAUAAUCCAGCUAAAAUAAUGAUAAUAUUAGGGUCUGGUGGACAUACUGCAGAAAUGAUAAGAAUCCUUAAGUAUUUAAACUUUAAAAAUUAUUCACCAAGAAUAUAUGUACAUGCUGAUACAGAUUUAAUGAGUAUUGAGAAAGUUAAAUACUUAGAAGAAGACAACAAAGAUUAUAAAAUUAUUAAAAUUCGUAGAAGUAGAGAAAUUCAUCAAUCAUAUUAUACAUCUAUUUAUACUACUAUUUAUGCAAUUCUUGAGUCAAUUCCUCAUUUAUGGAGAGAAUGUCCAGAAUUACUUUUAUGUAAUGGUCCAGGCACUUGUGUUCCUUUGUGUAUAAUAGCAUUUUUAUUUAAAGUUUUGUAUAUUACACAAACUACUAUAAUAUUUGUUGAAAGCAUCUGUAGAGUUAAAACUCUAUCAUUAACAGGAAAAAUUUUGUAUUAUAUAGCUGAUUAUCAAAUAAUACAAUGGCCAUAUUUAGAUAAAUCAAAUAAUCAAAAUGAUAAAAUAUUAUCUAUUUAAAUAAAAUUAAUUCAUAUUUUUUAUUAAAAUGUUAUUUACAAAAAAAAUGUUUUUUUUAUAAAUGACACUUAUUUUAAAUGUCAUUUAUAAAAAAAUUAUAUAAUUUUACAAACAUAUAUUAUUCAACUUAUAGUAUUGAAAUUAAAUUAUAUUUAACACAUUUAUAUUAAAGUAAAAUCUAAAAAAAAUUAAAAAAUUGAUGAAAUAUAAAAUAAUUAUAGAAAUUUAUUAAAUUGCAGCUCUUGUGAAUAUUACUAUUAUUACUUAAUAUUCUAUAUUUGAUAUAUAAUUUCAUAAAAUUUAAUAUUAUAUUUCUUAUAAUAUAAAUUAAGAAUAUAUCCAUAAAAGACUAUCAAAAUUAUUUUAAAUAUUAUCAAAAUUUAAAAAUUUUUAAAUAUAAAAAAAUUAUCCAUUAAUAUUAAAAUGUUAUGUUAUUUAAAAAAAUACAAUACAAAAUUAAUAUAAGUAAAAAAUAAACUUAUAAUUACAAAAUUUAUUAUCACAUUAUUUAUGUAUUACAUACAUUACAUACAUUUAUAUAUUAUAUACAUAUAAUACAUUUUAUAAAAGUAUAUUGCAUUGUAAUUUUUGUUGCUUAUAAUUAAUGUUUAAUUAGUGUCUUUUACUAUAAAAACAAAAAAUAAAUAUAUUAUUAAAAACAAAA